Molecule: messenger RNA, 510 nt
Organism: Symbiodinium pilosum
Lineage: Eukaryota; Dinophyceae; Suessiales; Symbiodiniaceae
Source: the annotation of a GenBank genome assembly
AUGACCUGCGGUUGCCGCCACUUCGGCGUGCUGGUGACCGAUGCACGUAGAGAUUUCGGCCUGAGUCCCUCGUGGCUUAUGGCUCUGCGUUUUGCCGAGAAUCUGUCGCUGGCAGCCCUCAACUUUGCAACACCGAAGAUUGCCUCGAAGCUCGGCCGCGGCUGGGCAGCUGUACUCUUCAUCUCCUCCGGUGGCCUCUUGAUGAUAGGCGUGGCCUCCGCACGCCAGGCUUGGCUCGCCGCGCUGCUCUUCGUCUGCCGGACGGCCAUGGGCAGGGCCAAUGUCCCAUGCGUGCAGUCCAUCAUCUUUGAGUCUGUUCUGCCAAAGCAUCGUGGGCGCUGGUCGGCGAUCACUUCCUUCAAGUCAGCCACCAAUGGCGCAGGGGCGUGGAUUGGUGGCUACUUGGCAGAUCGCACAGGCGACUACAGGACGAGUUUUUUGCUGACUGGUGCCAUGCAUGUGGCCAGUGCAGUCGUCUUCAUCCCAAUAGCCUGCAUGGUGCCAAGCUAG